Molecule: messenger RNA, 7196 nt
Organism: Porites lobata
Lineage: Eukaryota; Metazoa; Cnidaria; Anthozoa; Scleractinia; Poritidae
Source: the annotation of a GenBank genome assembly
AUGUCCGCCUCCUUCUCGUCCUCCUUUACGAUAGAGAGCAUUCUUUCACGGCCGACCCAUCAACGAUGCAUGCCGUAUUCAAUUCCACACCCGUACCCAAUUAUGCCUUUGGCACAGGGUUAUAUAGGUACAGUAUUUUUGUGUCUUCACACUGCGACGCAUCUCAACAAGUAGAUAGUUUUUCUCCCUUUUCACAGCAACCGAUACCUGCAGAUGUUGGACAGCUGUCGAUCUAAGGCAGCUCUGUUGCAGAUUAUGGUAGGAUACCUUCCUUCACGUGGUGCCAUUUGAGAGACCAUCAACACAUCAAGGACUUUAACGACUUACAACUCUCACAAUCUCGCUAACACCUUAAUUCCUUCUACUCUUGAUACUCUUAUACCCACAGAUUAAGGUUUCAAAAGCUUAGCGUACUCUCAUAACAGAUGCUUACUGUAACUGCAGGGCAACUACGUGAAGACAAGCAGACUAAGUUAUCCUUCCUCUCCGUUCUAAUUUUUAAUGUCUGCGUCAAUCGAAUUUUCAGGAUUUCCGCGCUUUGGCGAUCUUCUACGCACGCAGCCGAAGCGUAAGAGAAGGCAUCGAACGAUAUUUACAGAAGAACAACUCGACCUGCUGGAGGGUACCUUCCAGAAAACGCACUAUCCUGAUGUUCUCCUCCGAGAAGAAUUAGCGAUGAAGGUCGAGUUGAAAGAAGAACGCGUCGAGGUGAGUCAACUUCACUCCUAGACAAAAUUAUGACGGCACAAGUAACGCAGAUCUAACUUUAAAGUCCGUAAACGAAAUCCUAGGGUAUAGCCAUUCACAGAAAGCCUCUCCUAAUUAAUGUACUUUCGCAAGGUACUAUUUUAUCCUAAGGGUUAUAAAAGACGAAGUAUUUCGUGCGUUUUGACUUCGGCUUUAAUUAUCAUCACAAGAAACUCUAGGCCCGUGCGUGGUUGUGAAGGCGUUUGUUUAAGCACUGCAAACAGGUUUUAUUAUUAAAUAUUGCUCAACCACUUAAUCCUCGACUUCAAAAGGUAAAGAGGGUCAGCAAGUUAGUUUUUGUUAUCAUACAACGACUGCAAUUCUUUAGUGAAGUGUUUGAACUUAAUAGGUACAAAUCGCGGAAAACAGGUCACAAAUGCCAUUUGAGGCACUCGCCGCCUUAAGCGGAGGAAACCCAAAUAUGCUCAAGAAUAUCUAUCUAGAACUUGUAAAAAAUAACAUUAAUAUCAACAGAUCUAUAUUUUCCCAGUACCGGCGAAGGAUAAACAUUUAUAAAUUAUUACGAUAACUCAGAAUAGUUUUCUUUUUCUCUAUCUCUCUCUCAAAGAAUACUUGCGCAGAGGUUUUGCCCCCCGCCAAACUCAAAAUAGUUCAGUUUAAUGCCUACACGUUGUCAAAUGUAUCUCACAUUACUCGAUUCUAUUGCCGGACUCGCUAAAAACACGCCGCGGCCUAAUCUUAAUAAUUGUGGGGUAAAUAUGAUAGCAUAUCGCUGUCAAACUGCAGAAGAUUAAUGAUUUCAGUUGAACGACACUAGCAUCGCGGCCUGUCCAGAGUUUUGAGUGACAUGUAUGCCCAAGCUUUGCUAAACACGCCCGUUAUGGAAUAGUUUUCCUACGUGGUACAGCCUUUUCAUUUUCAACACGAAAAUGUUGGAGUAAAGACGGCUUCAAUGGUCUUUAAAAUGGCAUUUGAUAAAUAAUCAAGGCUUAAGCGAGAGUUGGUGCUUUUCAGUCCAAAAAGUGUUACCUCACACCAUCUUGUGAAAACAACCCGCGAGCUGAAGCGUUUGAAGAUAACAGGUAUUUUUAAGUUAUCACGUAAAUCAUUCUAACAUUCUACUAAAAUUAGCGUUGUAUUUUUCGUGAUUUCCCAUCAGUUUUAGGAGACCAGCUCUGCCUUUGUAAAAAUAGGCCGAAAAGAUUUUGAAAGAGAGGACCUGUCGCCACCAAGAUGGCGCGCCAUUUUGCGUUCGUAGAGUUACACCCUUUCUCGGCGCUAGCCUUGAACAUAGACAGUUUCCUAGGACUGUUCGCUAAGGCCCAUCGAAGCAAUCUUUAAUUUCAGAACGCCGUAGAAGGACAUUGUGCUUUAAAACAAAUCUGAGGUUUGAGAUUAACACAUUUACAGCAUUCGUGGUGUGAUAAACGGAUUUACACUAGUGGCGACCAGAAGUCUUGAAGAAGUGUGAAUUCUCGCGCUUUAUAAACCAUAGGUAUUAAGCAUUUAAUUUAAUCAUGAAAAACCAUACUUCGUGUUUGGCACUUCAAAGUCAAUAUGGGACGAUGUUUUCGUUAAUAAAAAAGAAACACGUUUGUUACGAUUUCAACUCCAAAGUUGACCUUAGCAAAGGUGCGUCUCCCUUUUGUCGUUCUAAAACAAAGUUUCGGCAGCUUGUAAUGUUGGUCAAAGAAGUUGACAUUGCUUAGUUUUUACAAAAUUUCUUGCACCUUUUUCCUCAAGGGGAGGUUAAUAACUUAAGGCAACAGAAAUGUGUUGGUAAACAUACGGUUCGGGAUAGGCUUUUAACAACGAGUACUGGCUAACUCCUUGCUUGAAAUACUCUUUACAUGUGUUUCGAACAGUCGUUUUCUAUUUCAAAGCCAAAACAUUGUUUGUCUGUAUUUCUUAAGAAGUGCUCUGAUAUCAGCAAGAAUCAUAUUUUGACAGUCGCUUUUGUUCCGGUUAAACAAUGCCAAGCUUCACUAUUCCGACGGAGUUGGCGGCGAUGGAAGUCCAUAAACCUACGUGCUUCAUCUGUGGCUGACAUCGCAUCAAACAGACAAGGCUUGACCUUCACUUUUAUCAAAGCUAAAAAUGAUGCAGUAGUCUCAAUUUGAAUUGAUUUUCCCUGGAGUGAACUGGCUUUUCAGUAAAGUAAGUGAUGUGUAGUUUUUUUUUUAAGAAUUAACCAUCUUUUUGCAAGUUUCUACGCGUAUAGAGUUAGAUUCUAAAACGACCGUGUCGUUUUUUGGAAUGUACAGUACUUUCUUUCGUUCUACCAAGUUUCUAGUAAAAAGGAAAAAUGCCGGAAAGUUUAUGUUAAAGAAGCAUGAACAGAAACUUUAACGAAAGGAUCUAGACCAAAUAUGUUCAAGAACUAGAAAAAAACAAAACAUUUUCGUGGCAACCUCUGGAAAUGAUGAUGUAGGUGAAAUUUUUCCAAAUGAAACGGGUUAUGUAUACAUAUGCCAACAUGAUCAAACCCAACAGUCACUUUCAAACUAAAAGCUAUACAUAAAAUAAAAUAGAUGCCGAAUAACUUUCGACUCGUUGAUUCUCCUUCUAAUAGAUAAAUUUGAAUUAUUAACUUGAAUACAAACUUAUUUGGUCAAUUUAUCCGGACACUAUGAUUCGCAUGGCGCAUAUUCGUCUACCUAUGAAUAAAAGCGUGAAGUGUAACCAUUCGAUUGAUGUGCACUCGCCUUUGCCGGAGUGCUUUUCUCUCUUUCUUUUCUCGCCGGGUAAGAUUUAUUUUCUUUUGUUGAAGUGAAAGGUUUCUCCGUCAGUCCAGCGUCUGUUGUGUAUCAUGCGAAAGCAUCUACAAGUUCACACUACAUUAAUUAUCCACCCAUCGACUCGCGUCAAAGACCAGAGACAGGAAUCCUCAACUCUCUGGGGCUUCUCUUAAAACAAACUGUGGUUUACUCUUCAAACUUAACAGACACGUACAGAAACUGUAUUAACACUUGCAUUGGACUGGGUGGAUGAAUACGAGACUUUGUAACACAAUGAACUACAAAAAGGAAGCAUUUUUCUGUCUACAUAUGCACUCGCGUCAAAGACCAGAGACAGGAAUCCUCAACUCUCUGGGGCUUCUCUUAAAACAAACUGUGGUUUACUCUUCAAACUUAACAGACACGUACAGAAACUGUAUUAACACUUGCAUUGGACUGGGUGGAUGAAUACGAGACUUUGUAACACAACGAACUAAAGGAAAGGAAGCAUUUUUCUGUCUACAUAUGCACUCGCAUCAAAGACUAGAGACAGGAAUCCUCAACUCUCUGGGGCUCUCUUAAAACAAACUGUGGUUUACUCUUCAAACCUAACAGACACGUACAGAAACUGUAUUAACACUUGGAUUGGAAUGGUUGGAUGAAUACGAGACUUUGUAACACAACGAACUAAAAAAGGGAAGCAUUUUUCUGUCCACAUAUCCACUCGCGUCAAAGACUAGAGACAGGAAGCAAAUCUCUAGGGCUUCUCUUAAAACACAUUAUGCAUGGUUUACACUUCAAACAGACAAUGUACAGAAAAUGUACUGACAUUUGCAUUGGAUUGGAUUAAUGAAUAAGGAGACUUUGUAACACAACGAGGCAAGUAUUUUUCGAAACGAUUCACUGAGGUAUUCCAAGAAGAGAUCAGAUAUUCAUUAUGGACGCCUGAGUAAUUGUAUGUAUUCCCUGGGGCUCUCUUGUAAAAUUAACGGUAUAAUUCGCCUGCAUUUUACCCGCGUGUCCAUUUGCUUGUUGCCUUUGACUAAUCGACUUUUAUUGUUAAAUUUGCUAUUACCUUUUCUUGUUACGAUGUGUAUAGUUCAUGAAAGAGGACAAGAAUCGUAACUUUUUGCUGUCGCUCGUAGGUUGUUGUUUCAAUGCGCAUCUUGCGUCAUAUGAUUUAGUUCGCCUUCGCACUCUAAGAACUCGCCAGACUAAAAACUAGACCAGAAUUCUAAAUUUCAUUUUGUAGAAUGCUGAAAAACAAAUAGUACCCAAGUGAAAGUACUGCCGAUGAGGUUUUAUAUGAAUGGUCAAACCACAGGAUUUCGUCCACAGAUUCAAAAGUUGGAAGUGAAAAUGGUUAACUAAAAUUGGUCCCUUUCCGUUAAAAAUACACUUAAUGUGAAGCAGAAUUUGUUAAGCCAUCACUUCAGCCGCAUGACAGUAAAAUAAUUUCCAACUGACUAAAGAAACAGGCUUUUGACAGGUUUACAGGAUAAAGCGACAUUUCGUGUAGUUUAUAAAAUUUAACUUCCUGUAUACUCUUCAGUAAGUCUUCAGAAUAUAAAGGGCGAGUAUUUAGCAUGGAAUGGUUAAACAAUAUCAUAGCAGUACAUUGUUUCGUCAGGGGCAUGUUCUAGAAUUUGAAACGUCUGUAAGACUUUUCCUAAGUUAGACCUCGAUCAAAACUGAUGGUCGGGUCCGAAUUAGCCGAAAAGUUGAAGAAUAAUUUACAAUGAUUCAGCUUUCCCUCCCUUUCCCUCUCCUUUCCCUCCGAGCAGAAAUUCCUGCCUCCAACUAGUGCAUCUAUCAUAACACUACCCUGUUUCAGGCUACAAGAUAGUGAUUUGCAUAAGUAGAUCGUAAAAACUGAUGUGAAAAACAGAUCACGCUUGUCAUAUUUUCCCUUGACCCUGUUUUAGCGACGUCCCCACUAUCUGGGAGCCUGGCACAGGCUAGUAAAACACAGGAACAGUAAAUAAAUUUUUCUGUUGUACCGAAUAGAUAAUCUAGGGACAAUUUAAAUUGCUAAUUAAUACUGAAAUAUAGAAGUGAAGUGACACUAGACCGAACUUGUUAUACAUAUCUUUGCUUUUUCCGGAGUGAAACAUUGGCAUUUUGAGGUCAAAGACUACAAUUAGACUCUGUUGGGAGUACACGAGACAGCCUGUGUCACUGACCGAAAAAAUAUAUAAUCCGUCUCAACUACGUCAGUUUUUAGAAAAUGGCGAAACUGACCAAGUUUUUGGAGGUUUAUUAAGUAUAACCUUCAACAGAACUAGUUUGAUGCAGUGUACCAACCAUAAGCUUAAUGCUGGGGUUCCAAAUCUAUUGUUUUAUCUCUAUGGUUGCGUUAUUAGUUUCUAGCUUUCUAAUUAAAACAAAUCUAUCAUUGUACACUGAUAUUUGUCUCCAAGAGUCAUAGCCGUAAAAAAUCAAAAAAAAAAAAGCUUGCCACUCAGCAUAAUCGCUAUUCCAUCUUUGCCGCUCAAGUAAAUUAGUAAGUGCCAUUUUGAAAACCGACUUAUUCUUAUGUGUUCCUCUGGCAGGUGUGGUUUAAAAAUCGGAGAGCGAAGUGGAGAAAGCAAAAACGCGAGGACCAAGAGGCAAAGAAGAAGAAAACACAUGUUUUAACACCAGAUGAAAAAACAAGCUCCUUGGAAGUAUUACCACAAAGAUCCCCAACAACUAUUAUUGAACAUGAUAUAGACAAUUCAAGUGAUGAGCUACACCUGAGGAAAACAAGCGAGAUAAUAAAUGAAAGCUAUGUAACCCAAGGGUCCUUCACUGAAACACCCAGACUUGAAGCUAAAACAAGAGGGCAACCAUUACCUUUUACUGCCAGAACUGAAGAGAGACGUUAGCGAAUAGAUGAUUACUUAAUUUUUUCUACUAACAAUGUAUAAACGGUCAUGUUCAAAAAUUAGGAAACAAAGUAUCAAAUUCUAUAUUUAAGACAUGAAGAGAAAUUCAGCGCAUCUGUUAAACACUUUUAGGACUUAAAGCAGAGGAUAUAGAGCCACAUUGUACAGUAUAUAGUGAAGAAGAAGUUCAUUCGCUUAGUAAAACAGAAAUUUGAACAAGUACACAUUGCGUUUUCCACACAUUUGCAAAAGUUAGCCUAGUUUUGCCUCAUAAGAUGCACAAGAUCAUUCGAAAGGUCUCACCAUUGGAUUUCAUCCACAGACUCAAACAUUUGAACCACCUUGUACAGCAUAAUCAACAGUACCACAGGAAAGUACUGCUCAGUUAGCUUUCCUUUGAAUGGUCACACCAGUGGUUUCGUCCACAGACUCAAAAGUUUGAACCACCUUGUACAGCAUAAUAAACAGUACCACAGGAAAGUACUGUUCAGUAGCUUUCACUGAAUGGUCACACCACAGGAUUUCAUCCGCAGUCUCAACAAUUAAACCUUCUACAGAAUAAUUAACAAUACCACGGGAAGGUACUGCUCAGUAACUUUUAUUUGAAUGGUCACACCAUAAGAUUUCAUCCACAGACUCAAAAGUUAGAACUACUUUGUAAAGCAUAAUUAACAGUGCAACCAGAAAGAAGUGCUCAGUAGCUUUUAUUUUAUUUACAUUUGACAGGAUAUCUAAAGUUAAGAAACAUCUAGUUGAAAGAGUAGGGUGAUGUCACUGCAUAUAACGUGAGACUUCCAACUUAUGGUAGCUUUUCCAAGAGAGCUGAUCAUAUAGACAGCUAGUAUAAUGUAUAUUUACACUUUGUUUAUCAUUUUGUUUAGCAAAGAUAUAUUAAUAUGUCCAC